Messenger RNA from Beta vulgaris subsp. vulgaris (sugar beet), 1049 nucleotides. RefSeq lists its product as uncharacterized. The coding region runs from base 108 to 794 and encodes 228 amino acids. Gene Ontology annotation, molecular function: zinc ion binding; hydrolase activity. The record is from RefSeq and is a predicted model, not a curated record. The transcript is spliced from 9 exons. Lineage: Eukaryota; Viridiplantae; Streptophyta; Magnoliopsida; Caryophyllales; Amaranthaceae.
UCACAAAUUAGCCCAAAACUCUAAAACCCAAAGAGAAACAUUUCCCGCCCCUUUUUCCCACUCCCAUUACCAUUGCCGCCAACUUCUCUCUCUGAGUUACUGAAGCCAUGAAUUCAAGAGAUGCAACUUUGAUUUCUUCCGCUACCAUUUUCGGUGUUGUCGCAUCCGCCAUUGUUUUUCGCUUCUUCUUCAAUAAACCUGAGCAGAAAUUUCAGUCUUCGUCCAAAUUUCCUAAAUCAAAUGGAGUUCUUCAACGCACAAUUUCCGCUACUCGUUCUCCUUUCGAUCCUUCCAAACGCCAAGGGUACUUAUCUUGGGAUGACUAUUUCAUGGCGAUAGCUUUUCUCUCUGCUCAACGCUCCAAAGAUCCUAAUCGCCAGGUUGGUGCUUGCUUGGUUAGCCAAAACGGUGUAAUACUUGGCAUUGGCUAUAAUGGAUUUCCUCGAGGUUGUUCAGAUGACAAGCUUCCAUGGGCAAAGAAGUCGAAAAGUGAAGAUCCUUUGGAAACGAAGUAUCCUUAUGUUUGUCACGCUGAAGUGAAUGCAAUUCUCAACAGAAACCAUGCAUCUGCUGCUGGACAGAAACUCUAUGUUACAAUGUUCCCUUGCAAUGAAUGUGCUAAAUUGAUUAUUCAGUCAGGUGUUUCUGAAGUUAUUUACUUUGUGGAGAAGAGGCUACCAAAUUCUGACAAAUGUUACGUCGCUUCUCACAAGCUCUUAUCAAUGGCUAAUGUGAAGGUUAGGAAACAUCAACCACAAAUGGAUCAGAUCAGCAUCAAAUUUGAAGAGCCCUAAAGAAUUGCUUGAAGUUCUUGCUGCACUUGUAGCUUGUUGGUUCGCACCUCUAAAGUUGUAUUAAUGCUACAAAUUGAGCUUUGAAGCUCGCACUUGCAGCUUGUUGGUUUGCACCUCUGAAGUUAUAUACUUGGAUCAAUUGUUAAUGCUACAACUUGUGCUUGGAAGCUCGCUGGUGCCUACACAGCUACAAUCACCAAAAUGAAUUGCUAACUAGACUCUACCUUAUAAGGAGGGGUUUUUUUCAUACUAGAA